AUGGCAGAGAUUGACUUUUUAUCUGCUGAACUUGAAAAUGAUGAUGAGUGUAUAGACGAUGAAGCAGAAAGAUCCAAUCUAUCGUCUCCGGAGAAAAAUAAUACCAAGUCUUCAGAUCAAUCGUCAAAGGAAUGGAUCUGUUCGGAGAAAAAAGAAGAGAUAACGACUCAAGAAACUGUCGAGAUUUGUCAGAAGACUGUCAAUCCGAAUAAUCGUGUUAAUGCUGAAAACUUCAAAAUUCAACGUGUCAUUGGCAAAGGAGGCUACGGAAAGGUUUUUCUAGUUCAGAAGGUUGAUGGCAUUGAUCAAGGAAAACUCUAUGCCAUGAAGGUUUUAAAGAAGGCCAGACUAGUGUGCAAUGAAAAGGAUAAGGCACACACUGUUUCUGAAAGGAAUAUCCUUGAAAUGUUACAGCACCCUUUCCUGGUGAAACUUCAUUAUGCUUUUCAAAAUCACUCCAACUUGUACAUUGUGCUAGAAUAUUGCCACGGAGGAGAACUGUUUAACUACUUGGAACGUGAAGGAGCUUUGUUAGAAAAUGCUGCGUGUUUUUACGCUUCUGAAAUUGUUCUAGCUAUUGGACAUCUGCAUUCGUUGGGUAUAAUCUACAGGGAUUUAAAGUCUGAAAAUGUGUUGUUGGACCGCCAGGGUCACGUAAAGCUUACUGACUUUGGACUUUCAAAAGAGGGUGUGUGCACUACCAAUACAUUCUGCGGAACGAUUGAGUAUAUGGCCCCUGAAAUAAUCCGAUGUGAAGGUCAUGGAAAAGCAGUAGAUUGGUGGAGUCUUGGGACUUUAAUCUACGAUAUGCUAUCUGGCGCGCCACCAUUUAGCCAGGAGGAAAGUCGUGAAGCUACCACACGCAAAAUACUCACAGCUCCUUUAAAAUUUCCACCAUCAUUCUCAUCAGAAGUUACCAGUCUCAUACGUGGCUUGUUGAAACGUGACCCAAAUGAAAGACUAGGAAGCAAAGAAGAUAUGGAGGAAAUUAAACGGCACAAAUUUUUCAAAAGACAUGAAAUAAAUUGGUCUGAUGUCUAUAACCGACGUUUGAAACCACCUUUCCGUCCUAAACUAACUGCUGAGAAUGAUGUGUCGAUGUUUGACCCAUCGUUUACCCGUUUACAACCAGUUGUUAGUCCUGUCGAUGGUGGUGCAUCCAUUCCUCCGGAUAUGUUCCAAGGCUUUUCGUAUGUGGCACCGAGUGUCUGUGAGGAUAGUUUACGAGAUAAUUGGACAGAUAACUUACCAAGUCGUCAUCGAAGACAUGGUUUACGUGGCGCUAUGUCUGCUGGACGUUUAAGACGUAUUGGUUUCGGUCAUUUGACUGCACCUAAUCGAAUUCCUGAAGAUAUUGUCGUACAUAAUAUUCCAUUACAGGUUCAACCGGAAUUGAAUGAUUUCCAUGAUUUUAGUGCAGACUAUCGACAAAAGCCUGUGAUGCACCAAUCGUCUAAUCAUGUAUCAACUCAAGGGAUCGCAAACGAUAAACGUACUGCUCACUUACCUAAUCAUCAUUAUCAACAACAAUGCUAUUCAAACGAUACACAACAGCUGCACAAAAUUUCAGGAAAAUCAACUCAGAUAAUCACGUCCAAUGGUACUACAAAUAGUAAUAAUGCUGUAAAAAAAGAAAAGGAAGCGGAUGAGCAGGAAGACGAUGACGAUGAUGAAAUAGCUGCAGAAGAAGAAGACAAUGUUCCAGGAGCAAAACAAAUACAACCAACAAGUGCUCCAAAAUAUUUGCCACUUUGUAAAUAUGAAUCUAAAAGCAAUGAUAUAGUGACUAAUAUCAACACUAACAGUAUUUAUUCAACCACAAAACCAUCCAGUAAGAAUCCUACAAAAUAUGCACCCUUCAGUGGUUCACUUCAAUGUCAUCCAGAGUUGCAUGCAAAUACAAAAAUGAUCAAUUCACGUUUAAUGUAUAGUUGUCAAACUGGAUCAUUUCCACAUAAUAAAUCAGGACAUGCUACAACAUCACAUCUUCCCUCAAUACAAAAUGGACCACGUAUCACUUCACCUUUACAACGUCGUGGUGUAAAUUGUGCAACAACGUUGCAUUCAGAUGUAUCUAAUACUAUUCCCAUUACUCCUACUACUGUAGCAACAAGUACAAAUACUUCAACAAAUGCUAAAUGUAGUAUUAUGUAAUAUUGUACAGUAUCUUGCUCAUUCAUAUCAUACUGUGAUUCUUAUGUAAAAUAUCAAAAUAGAUUCAUAUUCUUUAAAGCUCUCAUCUCAUCAAACUCACAUUAAAUCAUCAUCUAUUAACAAUGAACAUCUAUUUACUUUGAUGAAAGAUGAAUUCCACUCUCAAGCUCCGUUGUCUAAAAACAUAUCUAUAUCGUUUAUCUUCAUAAUUUCUUGAUUUCUUUUGUUUUUCUAAUCUGGAAAAUUAAUAUAUCAUAUAUUCUCAUAUUUGUAAUAGUUUAUAAUGAUGUUGGGAUCCAUGAGAUGAUAGUAACCGAUGGUUAGAGAUCUUGAAUGUAACAUGGUUCAAAAUCGUUUGUAAUGGCUCAGGCGCAUCCAAUCUUUGUAUUCUCCCAAAUUUUAAUCAUCUGAAUUCUUUAUAUCUCUUUCUCUUUUUUCUCUUUCCAAAUUUAUUUCACUGGAUCAUACUCCUUGAAUAACAUCAUUAAACCCUGAUUUUUCCGAUAACUGCUUAUACUCUUACUACCUCUACCACUAUGGGAUUUGAAUCGACAAUUGUAUCUCUAUGCUAAUGUUGUAAGGCAACCUGAACAGAUGUACGAACGUACGAAGUUCUACGUUGUUACUAACUAAUUGAUAAUGAUGUGUUUUGGAUGAGUUCUAGUACUGUUUACUUCUUUUCAAAACAUGAAGUAAAACAUACAUGUUAUAAGUUCAUACACAAAUGAUUUUUAUAUAUCUUCCUCCCUCUCUCCCCCUCUUUCUCUUUCUACACAUAUAUACGCACAUACAGCUUGUUUACACAUGUAUAUAAAUCACCAAUAUGUUAAAUAUUCAUCUAUCACUCUAAACAUUCCUAACAUUUUAUACCAACAUUAUCAUUCCUUCACAUUGUUUAUAUUUCUGUAUUAGCACUAUUUUUUUCUUUGUUGUUCAUAUCUCAGUUGUCCAUUGGUUAACUACUUUAUAUCCUAUUGGUUGACUAAUUAUACCAUAUACUUUAUAUGAUCAUUGCUGCUCCCUCUUUUUCUUCGGUUCAUAUAUAAAAAUAAUUUUGUGCACAUCAUUUAUUCUGAUAUGAUUAUAGUAGCCAUAUAUAGAGUAUAUCAGUAAUAUUCUUGUUUUAAAUAUGUAUUCAAACUUCAGGACAAUUUUGUCUUCAGAACACUGUUCAUCUUGUUUUCAUCAAUUGUUUUCCUCUCUUCUUAAGUGGAAGGUGUGAGCUGGGUAAAUAUUAAGUGAACAGUCUGCCCAAAUGUACAUUACAUAAUUUUGUUUUUUUUUAUGUAGGAAUUGACUAGACAGUUAUAUUUAUCUUUGUUAUAUAUAUGGUCUCUCUUUGC
Molecule: messenger RNA, 3497 nt
Organism: Schistosoma guineensis
Lineage: Eukaryota; Metazoa; Platyhelminthes; Trematoda; Strigeidida; Schistosomatidae
Source: the annotation of a GenBank genome assembly